Messenger RNA from Myotis lucifugus (little brown bat), 3238 nucleotides. It is a transcript of the gene CDC42EP1, whose product is annotated as CDC42 effector protein 1. The coding region runs from base 1576 to 2706 and encodes 376 amino acids. The record is from RefSeq and is a predicted model, not a curated record. NCBI's taxonomy places the organism in Eukaryota, Metazoa, Chordata, Mammalia, Chiroptera, Vespertilionidae. The transcript is spliced from 2 exons.
UGGUGAGGCCACGGAACCCCCCACCCACCCUCACUCGGAAGGGAGCAAGGGGUGAUCUUUCAGCAUGAAGGUUAUCCUGUGGCACAAAGAUCUCCUGAUGAAACCGGUAUUGGUUUAGCACUUGCCACGUGCAGAGACCAAGGUGGGUGCUGGGAAGGAGGAAGGCAGGAAAAUCCAGACAGGUGCCCCACCCUCCGCGUGCGCUGCCAAUCUGGGGAGAGACAAGACUGGGCUCCGGGAGCCCGUCAAAGGCUCUGUGAGUCAGAGGCUCCGAGUUCAAGUCUCGACUGGCUCUCUUCAUGUGACCUUGAGCAAGCUUGGCCUUCUCUGAGCCACAGGAAGACGGAGGUCAAACCAGAGGCCCAUAGGUGUCCUUCAGCCGGCACUUUCUAAGAUACUAGAAGGGAUAGAGUUCAGACAAGAUUGGGGCUGUGGUGCCAUCAGGAGGGGAGGCAGUGGGCAAGGGAUAAUAGCUUUUGGUGCCAGCUGAGCCUUUUCUAAACUCGUUCCCUGAUGACAAGGCUCCUACAUCACUGUGACAAACUAUGACAAAGUCCUUUCCUGCCAGCCUUCCCAGAGCCUGGGAGGCAGGAGACAUCUGGAAAAAGCCACUUUUGACCACAGGAUCCUUUUCUCAGGAAGCACCUUGAAGGCGGAGGGUCCUUCGGAACCUCUGCGUGGGCUGUUUACACAGCCAUUCACAAAGGCUUUGGCGGGCACCCCUCCCUCCUGGCCACUCGGACUGGCAGACAAUUUAACCUACAGAGAAGGGGGGGACUUGCUCAACCCGCCCACAGGAGGCAGUGUAGCUUGGGGUUCAGGGGAUCUGGAUUGAGGGGAUCCUGCUUCACCAUUUCCUCCUGUGUAGCCUCAGGCAAGUCCCUUCACUUCUUUGGCUUCGUUUCUCCCCUCUAAUAUCGUGCUCCCUGGGGGCUGUUGUGUGAGUUAAAUGAGUGAUGAACAUGUCAUGGGCACUUAGUAGGUGCUUCAUCAAUGGGCCCUGUGUAAUGACCACACACAGUGGAGGUGUACAGCCCUGUGAGUUUUUGUGCUCCCAGUCAACACCUGCUCAAAGGCAACCCCAACUCUGAUGUCUGCCCCAGGUGUCCAGUUUUGCCUGCUCUUCCGUUUCCUGUCCAUGGACUCACACCGUGUGUCCUCCUCUGUGAGGGUCAGCACUUUGUGGGUGCUCCCCACCCCUGUUGUCCUGUUGUCGGCUGUCAGCGUGUUCUCUUUGGCGGUUCUUAUUUGGCCCCAGGGACCCCAGGCCUCCCAUCACCUUUCUGUCUUUCUCUCAGGUCUCCAGCUGGGCGGAAGAGGGGCUGUCCACAAGGCGUGCCUACCCUGACCUUGGACAGAACAUCAACAGCUGAUUCCACGGGGCCAGGAGCCAGGCCUCAGGGAGAGACCGGCCAUGGGCCCCCCACAGCCUCAGCAUUUGGGGGCAGCACCUUAGGAAAACACGAGCAGCCUCCGUCCACCCUUUACACCGAGAAGAAGGGAACUGCCACGGACCCACCGCCUGUCCCGGGCCCCAGCUGGGCAUGGACCAGCACCUGUGACCUGCCAGAGCUGAUGCCGGGCCCCCAGGGGGCCAGAGGAGGCCCCACCAUGAGCCUGGGCAAGCUCUCACCCGUGGGCUGGGUGUCCAGCUCGCACGGGAAGAGGCGGCUGACUGCAGACAUGAUCAGCCCCCCACUCGGGGACUUCCGGCACACCAUGCACGUGGGCCGAGGCGGGGACGUCUUUGGCGACACCUCCUUCCUCAGCAACCACGGGGGCGGCUCCGGGGGCACCCACCGUUCACCCCGCAGCUUCCUGGCGAAGAAGCUGCAGCAGGUGCGCCGGGUGGGCGCCCUGCCCCGGCGGAUAGCUUCCCCGCCGUCGGCCUCGCCUGCUCCGCCCGCCGUCUCCCCCAUCAUCAAGAACGCCAUCUCCCUGCCCCAGCUCAACCAGGCCGCCUACGACAGCCUCGACAGCCUCGUGGUGAGCAAGCUCAGCUUCAACAGCAGCCCCGCCGGCUCCGCGGACGGCCACUCCAGUUACGGUCUGGACUCUGGGUUCUGCACCAUCUCCCGCGUGGCUCGCCCGGAAAAGCCUCGUGACCGAGACCAUGACAGUGCCUUCCCCUCCGAACCUGAGCUUCGCCGCUCUGACUCCCUCCAGUCCUUCCGCCUGGACCUCGACCUUGGGCCGUCUCUCCUCAGUGAGCUGCUGGGGGUCAUGAGCCUCUCAGAAGGCUCUGCAGCCGAGACUCCAGCCCCAGCCCCUGCCUCAAGCCCCCCAGCCCCUGCUGCCAACCCCCCAGCCCCUGCCUCAAGCCCCCCAGCCCCUGCCUCAAGCCCCCCAGCCUCAAGCCCUCCACCCCGUGGACGCUGCCCCAAUGGGGUAACUGCUGGGUUUGGCCCAGUGGCGGAGGCGAGGGCCAGCCCCGUGGGGGAGUGUCCCCGUGCACCUGCUGACAUGGCCCCUGGCAGGCACUGGGGAGCCGGCUGGAGUGGCAGCCGGGGCAGCCGCCACUACACUGAGAUGGAUGCUCGGCAGGAGCUGGUGAAGGUGCUGCCCCAGGGGCGGGCCUCUUGGGAGAGCCUGGAUGAAGAGUGGGGGGCACCCCAGGCAGGCAGCCGGGCCCCUGUGCCCAGCACGGUGCAAGCCAACACCUUCGAGUUCGCCGAUGCUGAGGAGGACGAUGAGGUCAAGGUGUGAGCAGCUGAGCGUGGGUUCGGGACUCCGCCCAGCCUCCGGCCACUCACUGCCCUGAAGAGCCCAGGUGCAGAGCUCGCCCUCACCUGUCACCUGGGUCCUGCUGAUGAUGGAUGGAGAACCCACACUGCCCCCAAACCCUCCACGCCUCUGCUGGACAGACAUGGGAGGGAGGCCAGUUCUGGGACCUGGGUGUUCCCGAGGACCCUGCCGGGCUGACCUGCUUCCCCCCACUGCCGCUCUGGACCCGGUGGCCCUGCCUCCGGCCCCGCCCCCACCGGCUGGAGGGCCAGCCUCACAGAGCCGCCUUUGUGUGGGGAAGCUGUCCUUGCUGGUGGGGGGUCGGGAGCAUACCACACAGGGCCUCUGUCUCCUCCCAAAGGGGCCGCCUGCCCAGCUCAUCCUGGAGCUUCCCCAACGUGCCCACCCCAAACCCCCCUUGUCCCAGGAGCCUCGAGGUAAAAUCAGGUGUGACCCCACCUUCUUGUGCACCCCAGACCUGCCUCCGGGUCCCGAUUAAAAAGGCUUUUUGAGA